Lodderomyces margitis is the source of this 2979-nucleotide messenger RNA. RefSeq lists its product as uncharacterized. Gene Ontology annotation, molecular function: phosphatidylinositol binding. The record is from RefSeq and is a predicted model, not a curated record. Gene Ontology annotation, cellular component: intracellular membrane-bounded organelle. The coding region runs from base 1 to 2979 and encodes 992 amino acids. NCBI's taxonomy places the organism in Eukaryota, Fungi, Ascomycota, Pichiomycetes, Serinales, Debaryomycetaceae. The transcript has a single exon.
AUGCUUAACAAUUGGCUUCAAUUAGGACUUGUUAGUGCUUUAGUAUGGUUUCGAUUCUACCCGUCUUCUUUAUUAUUACUUGCAUUGGGGGUUGUUCUUGCAGUUGUUACGUACUUGACGAUUGUGAUAAAGUUACCAUUUCCUCAAACUGAUACAAGACUCAAUCAUUCCAGAUUUAACUUCACAAAAAGGGUCAAAUGGGAGAAGGAGAUUAAAUUACUUAAGAACGGUCUAUCGAAUGAUCUGCAUGCCAUAGUCGUUUCGGAUGACAUUUCAGUGUUGCUAAGUGACCUCUUGGACUUAGUUAUCAAUGAAUUCAUACAAUCCUGGUUUUCCCAAAUAAGUUCGUCUCCAUUGUUUUCACAGGAUGUAAAGUGUGAACUCUCUCACGUUUCGAAAUGUAUCGUUGAAAGAAUUCAAAAGAUUGACUUUGCCAAGCUAAUUACGUUAAAGCUUUUGCCAAUCUUCAACGAUCAUUACCUAUCCUUUGCUCAGGCUCAAAAGUCUUCAAUGAUGGUGAAGGAUACUUCACUUUAUUCUGAUGCUGAAGGUGUGUCAGAAGUGUUGUCUCAUUUCAACAAUGGAAAUUUGCAUGUUGGUGUUACCCUAUCACAAGUAGACAAAAAGGAGAGAAAUUUCCAGGAAAAGGCAUAUUUGAGGGGUCAAAUUAGAAAACUACUAACCAAGACACUUUCGGAUAGAGAGAAUUCAAAUGAAGUAGUUGUAUUGUUUAUUACAGAGGUAUUGGCUUGUACAAUUUUGGACAAUGUCUUCAAUCUUGUUGCUGACCCCGAUUUUCUCAACAUGCAAAUUAUCAAACUCAUUGGGGAUAGUCUAAAGCGAAGGAAUCAAGUAAAAGAACUACGUUCCGCUUUGGAGGAACAUACUAUGACCCACAUCUCAGUAGAUGAUGCAAAAUCCCAAGACCGUGCUAUGGAUCGAAGUGAAGCCGGGUUGAAAGAGAUGUUGACACAAGAAGAAUCAGGAGAUGGUGAGCAAACUGUCAUUCACUUAAAUAAUGAGAUGUUAAAGUCAUCCCAAAAGGAUAAGCUUGUUGUCGUGCUUAAGUCACCAUCGGAACUGAUGGCAUUUGGCCAGUACCUAAAGCUGAAAAAUAAGUUGCAUUUGUUGGACUUCUGGAGAAAGGUGGAGGAAUCAAAGUCGCCAUUGUUGGACAGCUUUCAAGAGUCCGGAGAAUUAAGCAUAACUGAACGAGAAUGUGUGGAAAUUCGAGAAAAGUAUUUCAAUACGGGGCUCAUCAGUAUUGGCAUAGUAGAUUUGGAAAAUUUCAAGAUAUUGGGUGCAGCAGGGUCGUUUGAACACCGGCGUUGUCUUCAAGCUUGCAAAGAUGUAUUGAUGAAGCUACAGGGCAGGAUUUUCCAGUACUUGUUUACCGAGUACUAUUCCAAAUUUUUAUUGUCUGAAGCUUCCAAGUUCAAGAGGAAUAGUACUGUUGGUGAAGGGGAAUCUGUUGUUGACCAAAUCGAAGACAAACUUGCCAAUAUAAUGAGUGAUCCAAAGUAUGACAUGCUUGAGAACUACGCUGAUGGUAUGACGAGUCAGAUAAUUGGUCUGGAGCUCAACGAGAAAGCAGUAUUCAACCGCAAUGAUCGAUAUUCGAGGCUAUUCGAGGAUGAAGAAUCCUCUUCCGAUGACGACGAAGAAUCGGAUGGCUUGGAUACUGACAGUGAUUCUGUUAUAAUGAAGGAAAGCACCGAAAGUAUGGAAUUAGCCGGACCUGGUAAUUUAAAUCUAGCCGAAAAAAUUCCCACUAUUGAAAAGGAAAUUGAAAAUCUUCGACGACAGCUAAUUUAUUUAGAGCCAUUGAUACGCAAAGCUCAAUUAACCAAUAAUCAGUCGAAACUAAAAGUGUUGCUCAAAUCUAAAAAUGGAGUCCAAAGGGAUAUUGCUUUAAAGGAGUUACAGAAACUGCAGUACAUUGUUCAAGAAAGUGAUAAUACUUUGUUUGGAAAGUCAAAAGUUAGUAUUCUGUCGGUAGUGCACGAGAAUGAGAAAGCGAAGGAGUUUGUAUUGUACAUUGUUGAGGUCCAAAAGUUUUCCAGUGAAGAACCAGAUGUCGUUAAAGCUGGUUGGGUGGUUGCCAGGAGGUACAGUCAGUUUCAUAGAUUGCAUGGAUAUUUAAAGCGCCGUUAUCCUCAAGUAUCUAGCUUAAAUUUCCCACAAAAGUCGAUUCUGGUUUUGAAAUUUCAGCAAAAGAAUAUCACCGAGACUAGACGACACCAGCUCGAAGCUUAUUUAAGAGCACUCAUUGAAAUCCCCGAGGUUUGCUCUGACAAGGCAUUUAGAUCGUUUUUAUCGUCUGAAAAUUUCCAAUUGGGCAAACACCAGCGAUUUGACGAACCCAAGAAAUUGUCGGCAUUGUUUGGUUAUAAGUGGUACUUGGGGUCUUCUAAUAACAGGAGUACGAUUAACUGUCAGUACUCAUCUACUGCAACUAGUUCUAAUGGCGGGAUUUUGGAAAAUAGACGUGAGAUGGAGAAGGAAUUACGACAAUUCGAUGAAAAACCCACAAGCAAACCAUUGUUUAUCAAGCCAAUAUGUGACAUUGUCAUAUCAAUUUUCAAUCUCCAUUGGCUCAAGGGCAGGGCACUAGUCGUUAUCCUUCAGCAGUUUUUUGGAACCGCGGUUGAGAAUAAAGUAUAUGAAAUUGUUGAUACUCAUUUCAGUGAAUCCAAUGUUGGUAAUGUGUUGACCAUGUUACGUAACUUGCUAUUCCCGGACGGUAAAUUCAAAUUAGAACCUGAGACGCGAAGUAGGCAGCAGAAAUUACACACCUAUAGAGAAGCAAACCAAUUAUUCGAUACGUUUAUGACCGAAACAUGGUCUAGGAUAUUUGGGAGUGAAAACACCGCCAAUGCCGCCACUACCUUGUUUCUGAUGCUACAGAUAAACCAGUUGAAUAGACAUCUAUUGUUUCAAGUUUUCGAUGAAGUAUUGGAUGAAGUAUAUAAUAAGUGA